Messenger RNA from Triticum aestivum (bread wheat), 1945 nucleotides. RefSeq names its product pollen-specific leucine-rich repeat extensin-like protein 1. The record is from RefSeq and is a predicted model, not a curated record. The coding region runs from base 946 to 1569 and encodes 207 amino acids. The transcript is spliced from 5 exons. Lineage: Eukaryota; Viridiplantae; Streptophyta; Magnoliopsida; Poales; Poaceae.
GGCACUUCAACCUAGGGAUACGGCACCAACGCCGUCUGAUCUGUGCGCCGCCGCCUUGGCUUCUCCGAUACGGCCGCCGCCGGUCGACUUGGAUAUACGGGGUAGAGCGAGCAGACCAGACUGCCGCCCACCUCGCUGCCGCCAACUUGUUUGACUUCCUCGUCAACUGGUUGGACGAUUUCUUCAUGGAUCAGGGCGAUCUCCAUCGCAGGAUCAGUAGAAUUGUUCUGAAGAUAAGAAUCGAUGACUUAUUUUUGCACGGUUAUGUUGCUGAUUGUGACGCACACUCCGCUACUGUAGUAGCCUGCUCGAAAAAUAUUCCGGUGUCAUUGGUGAAUUGCACGGUCACAUUGGUUUUCCCUGACGGAAGAAAAUUUUCCCCUAAUAAGCACGAUAUCAAAAUAUGGGAUAAUGUUGCUUCAAUACAAUGUUAUUUUCCUGGAGAUGUGCUUAAUACAAAUCUCGUGCAGUCACUUGAAGUAUGCAGGACACCACUUUUAAUGUCUGAAAACAUUUAUACCUAUAGUGCAUACGAAGGUGACUACACAGGCAUCAUAACCCCUGGUUAUCUCAUUUCAAUACACGAGAACUAUUUCCACCACAACAGUUGUGCAAAUAUAUAUUCAGGAGAUGGAGCAUUGGUCAUUAACAAAAAUGGAGAAUUGGUUGGACUGUGUUGUGACUUUAACCGUUACCUAAUUUCAAUGGAUGUGCCUGCAAUCUUAGAAGUGCUUGAGAAUCAGCAAUAGUCAGUCAAAGAUUUUUGUGGCCAUCUGAUCCGCAUCGAACGCAUGUGGGCCAAGCUUUGGGAAUUUUGCAAAAAGACGCCCGUCACUGCGUCCACAUUUACACUUAACCCCUUAGUCUCUCUCUCUCUCUCUCUCUCUCUCUCUCUCUCCAACCGCCCACCUGACCCAACCAUGGAAUCACCGAUCUGCCGCUCCGAUGCCGGCGCCGUUCACCGCCAGUGCCUCUCCUGCCACCUCCUCCGCCGCAUCACCUCGCCACGCACCACCGCCACCACCUCCCAUUCCUCCUCACCGUUUCCUCCGCCCGCUCCCGUCUGUGGUGGCGCUGCCACCCACUAUUUAUUCCCCUUCCCAGCUGAUGUGCGUCACAAGAAGGUCAAAUCCGAACCUCUCCUCGAGAAACUCCAUGCCGUCUGCUGCUGGAGAGCCACCAACGAUCUCCACACCCACCCUCCCCUCCCACCACACAAGUGUUGACAUUGUUCCUUCCCCACCGUCCUCGUCAUCCCUCAUUCAGCAUCGCCAUGACAGCUCGUCUCUCCAAGUUCAUCUACCUCUCCACACCCAACCCCCUUGUCCAUCCGGGAUCACGCCGCUGCUGUCUGCCUUGAAAGGCCACCGUGGCCGUUCUUUGCUCCCCCACCCUUUCCUCCGUCUGAGCACUGCUGUCACCACUCUUCUCCGUGGCGGCGUUUCCUUGAAGGUCGCCGUCCACAGACGAAGGUCGUCAUCCAUGGUCUCCGCCACCUCCAGGAAGGACAUUGCUGCUGUUUCUCUGCAAGCGUCCACUGAUCAGAGAGGAAUGUCAGCAAGGGGGUAGCAGCAGUUGGUAGGCUCAGCCUAGGACUUGGAAACUGUAAGUUCAUUGGUCCGAUACCAUGGUAUUAGAUAUCCUUCUGCUAGAAUAGCUUAUUAAAAUGAUUUGGCAUGACUUAUACUCCCUCUGUCCCAAAAUAUAAGAACGUUUUUAACACUACACUAGUGUCAAAAACGUUCUUAUAUUAUGGGAUAGAGGGAGUAUUUCUUUAGUUGUAUUAGUGGGCAACCAUCAUGGGCAGAGUAAGGUUGUUGGAAGUUACUGAUAUUUGUGUUGUUUGCCUGACGAGGUUUCGAGGGAGGAAUUGUUGUAUGAACCGUGUAUUUAUGUACUACAUUUGUUCUUUCUUAUUUAUGGACCCAAGUUUUCCUUUCAUUCA